AUGGUCAGCUAUGAUAUAAGUCAAGAUUGUUAUAAGGAUAUUUGAAAUCUUGAGCUAAAUUUCUACUCAUCUAAAGCAAUAUUCUCAAUAGAUAAUAGAGUAAUCGUAAUUGAAGCAUCUGACUUUACCUUUCGAAGCGGUAUCAAUGACCUUACAGUAUGGGAAAAAGUUAAUACUAAUAAUCUUAUUGGGAGUCCUUUAUGCUCUCAUGUCAUAAGAUUUAAGAGCAACGUCUAUUUUAUAAAAGGAGAAAAUCAACUUGUAGAGUUCAAUCUCAAAACUAACUCUCUGAAAGAAAUCGAAGUUAGAAAGGAAUGCAUUAUUCAGUAG
This is a messenger RNA of Blepharisma stoltei, 330 nucleotides long. NCBI's taxonomy places the organism in Eukaryota, Ciliophora, Heterotrichea, Heterotrichida, Blepharismidae. The record is from the annotation of a GenBank genome assembly.